Oikopleura dioica is the source of this 1266-nucleotide messenger RNA. The record is from the annotation of a GenBank genome assembly. Lineage: Eukaryota; Metazoa; Chordata; Appendicularia; Copelata; Oikopleuridae.
AUGAAGAUUUUUUUAUCUUUCGCGAGUUCAAUUUUCGCUCAGAACUGCGUUCGAUAUUUCGUUCCGGGCAUAAAAACGACUGAUGAUUGUAGAGCGGUGUGUGAUUUGUCAGAAAUUUGCCACUGCUACUCGCUAGAGAAGUCCUAUGGAAAUUGCAUUUUCAAGAACUCGGAUUAUACUGAUGGAUGUAUUGAAACGCUGACUUGCAGAGAAGCAGAUGCUCAUUUCGACUCAGAAUGCUUCUACAACGGUCCUGAAGAUGGGCCAAUCAAACCCGGCUGGAUCGGAGUCUGGGAAAACACUUACAUCACUGAAGGCGACGUUCCGAAAUUCGAGGAAAUUUCGGCGAUCGACUCAAAUUUGUUUGCAGAGUACAUAGCUGUUCCGGUCGAUUCAGUCGGAAAGUGCUUCGAAAUUUGUCGACUUUCGUCAAGCUGCUCUUGCUACUCGUUUUUGAAGACUGGGGAGAUGGAGACUGGACAGUGCUUUUUCAAAGAACAAAUUCUAGAAGACCCGGAAAAGGGGUUCGAAGAAGGAAAUUACAUCGACGGAGCGGAUUUUAUCGAAAACGAUGCGAGAUUUAUGUCCGGAUGUGUCGAUUUUCAGGAGCCCACAAUUGGCCGAAUUUCAGGGGGUGAUGUUUUCUGCUCACUGACAAGCCGACCAUCAGAUGUUUUUGAGAAGCUGAUAAGUUAUCUUGAUUGGAUGUUCUCUCACAAUGUUACUUACCAAGAGAUGGUCGACUGGGCCCUCAAUUACUUCAAAAAUGUCGCAAAUGACCGCGUUUUUCUCAUCGCUGCUUACAGUACAAAAGAUGGUGCCAACGCAAUGGUGACAAAAAACUGCAGCUUGAAUCCGGACGGAAAGUGUUUUCGGCAAAUUUCUCCUGAUGAGAGCCAGGAAUUUCUCGUCAUUGAUGUCGAAAUGAAGAAAACUGAGGCCUCGCCAGACUGGAGAGAUAUUAUGUGGAAGAUGAGAUCUUCGGACAAGCAUUUUUCCGAUGAAAAUGGCCUCCGAGUUGAUCCAGGUUGUGAGUCGAGUCCGUUUUUCAAUUCCUACUACGAAACAAUCCGGGAAAAAUCGACAGUCUACUCUGCUAUCAGUUGGUGUGGAAGCUCGGUGAAAAAUCACAUGAGCGAAUUCGCCAUCGGUUUUACUCCAAAUUACUACACGAUUUCGCCAUAUAUCAACUACGACCGAAAAUCUGCCAAUUUCCAAACAGUUUCUUUUUCCACAUGUUGCUGGUCAUUAUUUGUCAGUCCUUGA